Messenger RNA from Hippocampus comes (tiger tail seahorse), 2003 nucleotides. Its product is annotated as coronin-2A-like. Gene Ontology annotation, molecular function: actin filament binding. NCBI's taxonomy places the organism in Eukaryota, Metazoa, Chordata, Actinopteri, Syngnathiformes, Syngnathidae. The record is from RefSeq and is a predicted model, not a curated record. The transcript is spliced from 13 exons. Bases 194 to 1906 code for a protein of 570 amino acids.
UGCCCGGGGAGGCAGAACAUCAGAGAUCAGGAGGCAGGGCGAUGUUCGGUGGCGUAGGUGCCGUGAGUGGCGGUCAUAAGUCAGCGGGAUGCGGGACUUUUACUUGAGACUGCACGGCGCUUUGUGAGAAGCCCGGGUUUCAUUCAGGUGUUCUUCUAGCUGUCGUCCAGGUUCUGCCAGGUGUGAUCUCUAAAUGACUGUGUCAGAGAUGUCGCGACGCUCAUCCUUCCACUGCUCGAAGUUCCGCCACGUCUUCGGAAAAGCAUCCAGCAGGGAGUACAGCUACGACGGUGUUCCCAUCACACGCGGCGUACAUGACAACCAGUAUUGCUCCGUCAAUCCUUGUUUCAUUGCCAUGGUGACCGAGUGCGCCGGGGGCGGAUCCUUCCUGGUGCUGCCUAUCCAUCACACAGGCAGAGUGGAUCCUCAGCACCCGAGAGUAUGCGGUCACAGGGCUCAGGUUCUUGAUGUCAAGUGGAACCCGUUUGAUGACAGCUGCAUUGCCUCGUGUUCAGAGGACUGCACGGUAAAGAUCUGGGACAUUCCGCUCUGUGGCAUCCAACGGAACCUCACCCAGGCCAGGAAGACUUUGAUUGGUCAUUCCAGGAGGGUGGGGCUUAUCGAGUGGCAUCCAACUGCUGAGAACCUUCUCCUAAGCUCGGCCUACGACUACAAGGUCCUCCUCUGGGACGUGUCCCAGGAAGGAUUGGUGCUCAGGUGUCCGGUGCGUGUAGUCAUGGCACCCGUCCACCACCGCUUCCCAUCAGAGAUGUUGCUGCUGUCCGUCAGCUUCAAUCAGGAAGGAAACCGGCUCGCAGUCGCAUCCAAAGACAGACGCGUCCGAGUGCUGGACCCUCGCACAGGAAGGACUCUCCAGGUGUCCUGCAACAAGUCUCACAGGGCAAACAAGGUUGUGUACAUCGGAGGCUUGAAGAUGCUGCUGAGCACUGGUUGCUCGCCCUGGAACCACAGACAGCUCGUCCUCUGGGACCCGGAUGACCUGUCAGAGCCUCUGUACGAAGAAGAUCUAGACGGUUCUGCAGGAGUCCUCUUCCCGUUCUUUGAUCCAGACACUGACAUGCUUUACCUAGCUGGGAAGACCAAUGAUUCAAUAUCACCUGAAAUGGGUGUGCUGCAGGGUGACGGUAACAUCAAGUACUACGAGCUGAGUUCGGAGAAACCUUACAUUAGCUUCCUGACCGAGUUCAGGUCUCCGCUGCCUCACAAAGGACUCGCGGUGAUGCCAAAGCGUGGCCUGGAUGUCAACGUCUGCGAGAUUUUCCGAUUCUAUCGCUUGAUCGCCGUCAAAGGCCUGGUGGAGCCACUGUCCAUGAUUGUGCCACGCAAGAAGUCGGCGCUAUUCCACGAGGACCUCUACCCAAUGACGGCGGGAAAUCGGGCCGCAAUGACGGCACAAGAGUGGCUAGCGGGAAUCAACAGGGCAGGCCCAGUCCUCAUGUCUCUGCAUCCUGGCACUCGAGUAGUCAACCCUUACACAGAAAGCUUUGCUGAGAAGUGCUGGUACCCCAAAGGCCGGGCCACAGAAGCAUUACCACGCUUGACCCCUGGCCUCAUCGAAAAGAAGUUUCUAGAGGAGCAGCUGGCUUACCAGGAUGCCAAAUACCACAGAGAGAUGCACAAACUUUCGGGGUGGCAACAAGACGAGUCACAGCUGUGGACGUAUGAUGUUACGCCUCACUGCUGCGAACCCGCAGAGAGGCCGCCUCCCACCACUGAGGAUGAGCUCCGCGAGGCGUUCUACAAACAGCAAGAGGAGAUCAGAGGUCUCAGAGAAAUACUUGACCUAAAAGACGUCAGUAAACACGGUCCAUCUUGCUGUCAUCGUUACCAAUUCGCUCCCCGCUGUGAGUUCUCUUGUUGCCAACUGACAGGUGAAGAUCGCUGAGCUGGAACAGGAAGUGCGACUCGCCAACUACCACCCGAGUGCGACGCGGUGACAGCUGACACAUUUUCAACACAGAACCACAACAAUAAAAGGAACA